Lolium perenne is the source of this 1414-nucleotide messenger RNA. RefSeq lists its product as uncharacterized. The record is from RefSeq and is a predicted model, not a curated record. Gene Ontology annotation, cellular component: nucleus. Gene Ontology annotation, molecular function: RNA binding; translation initiation factor activity. Lineage: Eukaryota; Viridiplantae; Streptophyta; Magnoliopsida; Poales; Poaceae. Gene Ontology annotation, biological process: translational initiation.
CCUCUUGAGCAAAUAGAUUUGUACUUCGGUAACUACAGUUUUCCCUCUGUUACUGAUAGAAACCAGUAUGAACAGCAGAAGUUAAUAGCAGGUAACAUCAAAACCCAGUGAAAUCGCAAUAUAUCUAAGACCGGCGAAUUUUUUUACUUAUUUCCUUGGCCAAGAAAAUAUAUUCUUGAUUUUUUGAGAGUAAAAAAUAAAUAAAUAUCUUUUUUUUGACAAUAAAUAUAUCCGAUUAGAGAUGGAAUAGGUGAUGGUAGGCUGUCUUUUUGAUCGAGGUGCACGGUACCAACCAUGGGCUUUUGUGGCUUUCUCCAUUUGGGCUCACAAACAAGGCCGUGAGUGCUAGCUAGCUUCGUUCGCCGCCAAUCUCCGCCCCGCCUACUACGCACUCCGCCCCCGGUCCGGUUCGGUCGCCGCUCCGCCUCCGCCGCCGGAAGACCGUGGUCGCCACCUGGAGCUUCGGCCGACGACUGCGCUUGCCGUUCCUCCUCCGCCCAACGGCCUCGAGCUCCGCCUCCGACGACUGUCCUGAGGUUUUAGGAGCUUCUCCCCACCGGAUUCCAUAAACCGACUUCUCUAUAAGCUUAAGGCCAAAAGAAGUGGCCCUAGUACCUCCGCAGAGGAUACUCCGCAGCCAAGGAGGUGUCAGCGCCUCAGCGGGAUGAAGGCCGGGAGGAAGAACCUGCAGAGAGCGUGCCAGGAUGGCUCUGCCGUCACGCUCGCAGAGGGCGACAGCAUCAUGCAGGUUGUCACACUGCGCGGCUCCAACCUCAUCGAGGUCACGGAUGGCAAGGGCGUCAAAUCUCUGGCCUUGUUCCCGGCCAAGUUCCAGAAGAGCUUUUGGAUCAAGAACGGGAGUUUUGUGGUUGUGGAUGUUAGUGGGAGGGAGGAGGCUCUUGAAUCAGGGAGCAAGAUAGGGUGUGUCGUGUCACAAGUCCUCUUUCAUGAUCAAGUUCGCGCACUUGAGAAAUCCGGUGAAUGGCCAGCUAUCUUCAAGUCAACUCCCAAUGGCUGGGCGACAGGGACCGCAUCUCAGGUUGAGGAAGAGCCAGGUUCCGAUGGAGAAGAUGAUGAUCUGCCACCACUUGAGCCGAACAUGAACAGAUAUAAUCCGUUUGACGUGCUUUCUGAUUCAGGAAGUGGUUCCGAUUCUUGAACCGGUAGGCAUAGGACUAUGUCAGGCGUGCAACCCCCUCUCUGUUCUUCAGUUUGAUGUACUUUCUGAUUCAGAUAGUGGUUCCAGCUCUUAAACUGGUGGUAGGCAUAGGAUGGUGUUAUUACCCAGACCGUCCACUUUGUAUAGCUGAUGUUUUUGUGCUCAAGUUGGGCCAUGACAUUAAAACUGUUCAAUCUUGCAAGAUAUUCAGCGAAGUGGCAAGGGCAUGACUAAUAUCGCUUGUAUUCUCGCCUC